AACUUUUCUAUUUUUUUUUUUGAAAAAAUUUCCGACUUUAUCAGAUUACAAAUUACAAAAUGCGACCGGCAGAAAAACGUGAACGUUUAUUGGAUAUACCAUGUGCUGUAUGUGGUGAUCGAAGUUCGGGUAAACAUUAUGGUAUCUAUAGUUGUGAUGGUUGUUCUGGAUUUUUUAAACGUUCAAUCCAUCGUAAUCGUGUAUACACGUGUCGUGCACAAGCCGAUCAACAUGGAAAAUGUCCAGUGGAUAAAACACAUCGAAAUCAAUGUCGUGCUUGUAGAUUACGUAAAUGUUUUGAAGCUAAUAUGAAUAAAGAUGCUGUUCAACACGAACGUGGACCUAGAAAACCAAAAUUUUUAAAAGAAACAAAUAAAUGUGGUUCUAAUAACGAUGAUAAUCAUAAUCAUCAUAAUCAUCAUCAUCAUAAUAAUAAUAAUAAUAAUCAUCAUCAUCACAAUCAAGUCACGACAAAAAUUCGAUCUUCAUCAAUAACAACAACUACGACGUCAACCACAACAACAACAACAACAACAAUAGGAAUGGCUAACCGACAUUCAAUUACCGGUAGCCAUUUGCCAGAACUAAAUGCUGGUAUCGGUAAUAGCACCGUAUCUGCUUCUAUAAUCAAUGAUAUUGAUUUAAAUAAACAUAAUCAACGAUUUUCAACAACAACAAAUAUCGGUCCACGUAUAUUUCAUCCAGGUAAUACAAAUAAUAAUGAAAAUAAUACUACAGCAAUUACACAGACAACGGCUACAGUUAAAUCGUUUCUAAAUCUGGCUAACUUGACAACCGUCAAUCAUCAACAUUAUCACCAUCAUCAACAGCAACAGCAACAACAACAACAUCAACAGUUUUCAUUAUCGACUGAAAUGACUCCCGAUCCAGGAUCGUUUAUAUUGCCAACAACAACGGCAUCAUCAUCAUCAUCAUCAUCAUCAUCAAUAGCAGCCAAUAAUUGCCAGCUGUCAAUCGAUCCAUCAACAUUGAAUUCAUUAGGAAUACUGGAUGGAUCAUCAGUGACAGCAUUCGCUAAUCUUAUUCAUCCAUUUGCAGCAUAUAAUCAUUUUGAUUUACUAAAAAUUAAUUCUGAUACAGAAUUGAUGAUGAAUUCAUUAAAAUUGCCGACUAUGAUGAAUAAUUCAUCGAAUUUAAAUUGGAAUCAACAUGAAUUUAACAAUACGAAUGUUGGAUUGUCGGAAAAGAAAAUUCGCAAUAGCAAUGGGAAAUUGCGUAAUAAAAAUCAUAAUAAUAAUAAUAAUCACCAUAACAAUCAUCAUCAUCAUCAACAACAACAACAACAACAACAUGAAUGUGAUGCUACAAUCGUUGUUGAUGGUGAUUCCAAUAAUAAAGACAGUCCAAUCAAAGAUGAAAUCGCAUGCUCGAAUUCAGUAAAUAAUAAUCUAUAUAUUGAUUCAUUGAAUCGUAUAAAAUUUCAUUUAAACAACAACAACAACAACCCCAUCGAAUAUCAAUCAAUCAAUGGUGAACGAUCCAAUCAAUCUAUGUUCAUUGAUGGUAACAUCGCCAGCCAUAUUAAAUGA
Dermatophagoides farinae (American house dust mite) is the source of this 1550-nucleotide messenger RNA. RefSeq lists its product as uncharacterized. The record is from RefSeq and is a predicted model, not a curated record. Gene Ontology annotation, biological process: regulation of DNA-templated transcription. Lineage: Eukaryota; Metazoa; Arthropoda; Arachnida; Sarcoptiformes; Pyroglyphidae. Gene Ontology annotation, molecular function: zinc ion binding; DNA-binding transcription factor activity; sequence-specific DNA binding.